Messenger RNA from Monosiga brevicollis MX1, 1251 nucleotides. RefSeq lists its product as uncharacterized. Gene Ontology annotation, biological process: endonucleolytic cleavage in ITS1 to separate SSU-rRNA from 5.8S rRNA and LSU-rRNA from tricistronic rRNA transcript (SSU-rRNA, 5.8S rRNA, LSU-rRNA); ribosomal large subunit biogenesis; ribosomal large subunit export from nucleus. NCBI's taxonomy places the organism in Eukaryota, Choanoflagellata, Craspedida, Salpingoecidae. Gene Ontology annotation, cellular component: nucleus; nucleolus; preribosome, large subunit precursor. The coding region runs from base 1 to 1251 and encodes 416 amino acids. The record is from RefSeq and is a predicted model, not a curated record. Gene Ontology annotation, molecular function: protein binding. The transcript has a single exon.
AUGCGUGGAAGCACGGAUUUGACGCUCACACGCUUCGAUUGGCUGCAUACCUCUCUAACAAUCGCUUUGUCCGCACACAUUGCACUGUACUGCACGGACACCUUGAAUAAGAUCUGCCCCGAUCAGAUCGAGCUGAGACUGAGCAGGCAGGCUCGAUCAGAUCGCCCCGUGCAGAACAGCCUCGAUCAGAGCAGAGGUCAUGAGAUCAGGUCCUUGCAGACCCGGGACCGAUCGAUUCCAGGCCGAGACGGAGCAGGCUCGUUUAGAUCGGCCCGUGCAGGUCGGGCUCGAUUGGAUCCAAACCGUGCAGAUCGAGCUCGAUCGAAUCCAGGUUCGAGCAGAUCGGGCUCGAUCGGCUCCGGACCGAGACUGAUGGGGCAGGUUCUGAUGUCUCUGUGCAGAUCGGGCUCGAUCGGACCUGGCCUCAUGAGCCCAGGUACGAGUAGACCCGGCUCGAUGGAUGAGAGGCCGAGACCGACCCGGUACAUCCAGAUCAGGCUCGAUCGAAUCCAGUACGUCUGCAACAUGGCCAAGCUGGCCACUCGCUACCCUCGGGUCUACGAUCGACUUUUGGAGGAUGCAUCGAGGGCUGCCGACUUUGAGGCCCACGUGCAGCGGGCCGGCUUCCAGAUGGCCACGGUCAAGGACGCGGCGACCCAGCGACCAGCGGAGAUCAUUGCCCUCCGCUCCAAGGCGGCACUGGACGACCUGAUGGCCAAGUGUGCGCUGGACCUGCAGCAGGCAUAUCUGGCCUCACGUGAGUGGGGCGUCAGCACUGUCUUGACCAUGCGGGGUCGGGACAAGUUGCGUCGCUUGAGCGACACGACCUUUGCCAUUGCAGUCGUGUCCAUGAUGGGUUUUGGCCUCCAUGAACUCAUCAACGUCAAGCCGACGGACAAGUGCCCGCUCUGCAGCAGCAAGACACCUCAGCCGCGACUGACCCGCGAGCACCUGCUGACCUGCCGUAUCAAGCGUCACAACGCCCUUCGCGACGAGAUGGGCCGCCUGCUCAGGUACGCCACCCUCUCCCAUGUCUGGGUGGAAAAGUCUGGCUACAACGCCAACGGUCAGAGCUGCCGCAUCGACCUGCACUGCCGCAACCCCUUUCCCGGCGGUACCCUGGGCCCAGCUCUGCCCGACCUGGGCAUUGACGUGACUGUGCGCACAGCCCAACCCCCGACCACCUCGCAAGCCUGCAUCAAGGUGGGCGCUGCCCUUCGCCGAGCCGAAAAGGAGAAGCGCGACUACUAA